Cladocopium goreaui is the source of this 1772-nucleotide messenger RNA. The record is from the annotation of a GenBank genome assembly. Lineage: Eukaryota; Dinophyceae; Suessiales; Symbiodiniaceae.
GACAUGACAUGUCAGAGAUUGUGAUUUUGAAAGCUUCAACAGAUCGCAUCGUUUGCCCUUCCCGAGUUCCUUCCUUCCAUCGGCCACGGCCGUUUCUGGGACGGCAACGCGGCUUCCGCGGGCGCACCGCGGUGGCUGCGGCGCUGGGCGCUGCGGCGACGGCCGCACGGGCGCCAAAGAAGGCGGUGCCAGAGUGGGAGGCGGCACUGAGGCUGGUUGAGGCGGUGAACCAACUUCGAGGUUAUCCGCAGGAGGAACUGCUGGAGCUCUUGAGUUCCAUUGCUGUCAAGGACAAGGGCCUUCCUGUCUCCAAUGGGGAGACAACAUCCGGCAGGUCCGGCAGGGGCAAGUUCGUGCCCCCUAAAGGCAGUGACCGGCUCUUCCUCUACGACUCCGAUGGCCGCCCCAGUGUUGGGGCACCUAUCGUAGCGUGCGAUGGCUGGAGGGAUGCCACUGACCAGAAGAAACAGGAGAUCUUGGAAGAGGCCUUGGCUCAGCUGAAGACGCAGGGCUUUGUGGUCUUGGAACGUCUCUUCGCGCCCGAACAGCUGCAGGUCCUCCUCGAAGAGUUCCGAGGCCAGCGGAAGACUGGGCUUCCAGCGGGGGUGACCUUCAGUCGGAUGAGAGCCAAACGAGACAUGACUAUCCCUCCCUUCGACAAGCUAUGGGCAGAUGAUGACAUCAUUUGUCAUCCGUUGAUUCUCGCUCUCCUGUGCAGAUAUUUGCGGAACAGCACCAACAUGAGCGAGGAGAAAUCGGCGGAGAUGUCCUUUGCCCAUUGGCUCGGUGCAGGUGGAGACAUCGAAACGUUCACCUCUGGCAGGCUGAGUGCUGGCUAUCCAGAGUUGGACCUGCUAGUGGUGGUGGAUACCCCUGCAGGGGCGCCAGCCCAGACACAGCACCGCGACACCAUUUUGCCGGGACCUUGUGCAUCGCUCGGGGUUCAUAUUCCCUUGACCACCAUGCAGGCCGAGCCCCUGAACGGCGCCAUCGGCUUCUUCCCCGGCUCCCACCUGCUGCGCGGUGCCCUCGGGGCGUCGCAUCCAACGCCUGCGACGGAGGUGGUGGGUGCCACAGCGCCAGGCUCGGUGCUGCUGUACGACUCCUUCACGGAGCACCGGGGAUUGGAGAACGAGAGUGCAGAGCCUCGCGCCGCACUCUUCGCUUGGUUCCGAGUCCCAGGGGUUUACACCGGGCACACUGAGGAGAACUUUGGACCUGAGGGCCUCCAUCGUGCCAAUGAGUUCCGUCACUAUGUGAGGCCCCGUCUUCAGACGGUGGAGUCGGAACAAAGAGAAUUGUCAAAAGGCGAAGGUGAUGAGGAGGCUUGGGGCUUCAAGCGCGGUUCCAAAUUGGUUCCAUGGACACGCUCCUGGGGCGAAGAAAGCGUUUGCUUCCGCUGCAACCAGACGGCGCUCAGCGGGGUCAGUGCGUCUCGCCCCGGCGCCGUACGCAAUGAGUGGUACUGCCAGAGCUGCUGGGAGGAAUGCGGUGGCACACCUGAAGCAUGGCCUGGGAAUCUGACUGAGCCAUGGGAACAACCAGAUCGUGUAAGUGAAGAACGGCUCAAGGAGCUUCAAGCACGAGGGCUCAACAUCACUCCUGGCAAGGGACGUCACAAACUGACACUGCUUCGGGAGAGAGGCUAUUUCAUCCCAGUUGACCCAUCCAAUGCUUGGCUCGAUCGGGUGAGCAACGACCCGCAACCCUCCGGAUGGAAGGAUGCGAUGAAGAAAGCCUUAGGUGAAGUUCCACGUUUCGAUGGUUUCUAG